Aspergillus wentii DTO 134E9 is the source of this 1620-nucleotide messenger RNA. RefSeq lists its product as uncharacterized. The coding region runs from base 1 to 1620 and encodes 539 amino acids. Gene Ontology annotation, biological process: carbohydrate metabolic process. Gene Ontology annotation, molecular function: hydrolase activity, hydrolyzing O-glycosyl compounds; calcium ion binding. Lineage: Eukaryota; Fungi; Ascomycota; Eurotiomycetes; Eurotiales; Aspergillaceae. The transcript has 7 exons. The record is from RefSeq and is a predicted model, not a curated record.
AUGCUCUCUUUCCUAUGUUGUUUUCCAAAUAGGAAUAAAGAAGAUAAAAAAUGGAAAGAAAUCGAAGAAGCAGCAGAGAAUCUGGAUCAGAAGCCAUCAUGGGAUGCCCCGGAUAAUACUCUCAUGAUGCAAGCUUUCGAGUGGCAUGUGCCUGAUGAUCAGAACCACUGGCGCCGUCUUCGAAAAGCACUACCCAGUUUGAAAGACAUCGGAGUGGAUAAUAUGUGGAUUCCUCCUGGAUGUAAGGCUAUGAGUCCGUCUGGCAACGGAUACGACAUAUAUGACCUGUAUGAUCUGGGAGAGUUUGACCAAAAGGGAUCCCGUGCUACGAAAUGGGGAACUAGAGAGCAACUGGAAGAUCUCGUCUCGUUUGCCCGAGAUCUGGGUAUUGGGAUCUACUGGGAUGCCGUGCUCAAUCAUAAAGCAGCUGCAGACUAUACAGAACGGUUUCCAGCAGUCAAGGUCGAUCCAGGCCAAAGAAAUGUGGAAACAUCCUGCCCUGAAGAGAUCGAAGGCUGGGUUGGAUGGGAUUUCCCCGGUCGUGGAGACAAAUACAGCUCCAUGAAGUACCACUGGUAUCACUUUAGUGGUCUCGAUUGGGACGACUCGCGAAAGGAAAAGGCGAUAUACAAGAUCGUGGGCCCCGACAAGGGCUGGGCCAAAGACGUCAGCGACGAGAAUGGCAACUAUGACUUCUUGAUGUUUUCAGACUUGGACUAUUCCAACCGUGAGGUCCGAGAAGAUGUCCUCAAAUGGGGACAAUGGAUUAGCACGGAGAUGUCUCUCAGUGGGAUGAGAUUGGACGCAGUGAAGCACUAUUCAGCUGGGUUUCAAAAGAAAUUCAUCGACCAUCUUCGAGAAACUGUCGGGUCGGAUUUCUUUAUUGUGGGAGAAUACUGGAAGGGUGAAGUUAAUAUCCUAUUGAAUUACUUGGAGGAGAUGGAUCAUAGGCUUUCGCUGUUUGAUGCUCCUCUGGUCGGUCGUUUUUCGAGCAUUUCCCGUACAGACAGAGCAGAUCUUCGGCAUGUUUUGGAUGGAACUUUGGUUCAAACUGAGCCCAAAUACGCAGUGACAUUUGUCGCAAACCACGAUACGCAACCUGGACAGUCUCUAGAGGCCCCAGUUUCAGCGUUCUUCAAACCUCUCGCAUAUGCUUUAAUCCUGCUUCGAAGCCAGGGACAGCCAUGUAUCUUCUACGGAGACCUCUACGGCAUCAAAGGUGAUGCCAACCAUACCAUGCCUCCAUCCUGCGGAGGCAAACUCCCGACUCUCGCCCGUGCGCGCAAGUUGUACGCCUACGGUGAACAGCGGGAUUAUUUCGAUCGUCGAAACUGCAUCGGUUUCGUGCGGUAUGGCAACCGUCGGCACCGAGACGGUCUUGCGUGUGUGAUGAGCAAUGCCGGCGCAUCACACAAGCGCAUGUAUGUCGGUCGAAACCAUGCUGGAGAACAAUGGACCGAUAUUCUCGAAUGGCGCAAAGAGACAAUCACAAUUGAUAAUCGUGGCUACGCUGAUUUCCCCGUUGCUUCAAUGAGUGUCAGCGUGUGGGUAAAUGCGGCCGCGGAGGGAAGAGCCAGUCUUGGGCGACAUUUCAACAAAUAUAUUUACAAGUAUAAUUAA